Molecule: messenger RNA, 3244 nt
Organism: Cynara cardunculus var. scolymus (artichoke)
Lineage: Eukaryota; Viridiplantae; Streptophyta; Magnoliopsida; Asterales; Asteraceae
Product: transcription factor GTE9-like
Exons: 10
Coding region: 737-2935 (732 amino acids)
Molecular function (GO): protein binding
Source: RefSeq, a predicted model, not a curated record
AAGCUUACAUUUCUGCCGUACGAUCACAAACACAUCUCGUUUCAGAGCCAUCGGGAAGCUUCUGCGCCUCCGUCGUUCUUCAUUUCUAGGGUUUCGAGCACCGCAUUAUUUCAGCUUCAUCAGCUUCAAUUUCAGUAGAGAUCUUUGGUUUUUUAGGGUUAUCUUCGUUUUCGGUGAGUUAUUGUUGGUGCUGUAUUAUGAGUUUGAAUUGCGCUGAAUUAAGCUUGUACGCGAAUUGAAGUUUGUUUCGGCCGGGGGAAAUUGGCUUUUUUUUUCAACCUAAGGAGGAUCUUUGCGGUAAGAUUAAGGUUUAUUCUUCGGACUAUGCUUUUUUCUCUCUUGUUUUUUCAAAACAUUUCGUUCUAAAUUAAGCUUAGGUUGGAGAAGUUGGUAAAGAUAAUUUUCGAUUUGAAAAAUUUGUAAUUCAUCGAGUAGAUUAAUCGAUUACAAAAUAUCUAAUUUGUACACGAAUUGUAUCUAUAAGGAUCGAAAUUUAAACACGAAACCCUAAUUUGAGAGAGAGAGAGAGAGAGUAAAUAUUUAAGUAUACACCCUGGUUAGAGUAUGCGAUCUUUUCAUUGUUAAGAGGAAAACGGGAGAGCAUCGAGGGAUUUGAUAUCGGAUCUGUGUGCGAGUUAAAUUGGUUUGUCAUGAACAUCCAGGGAUUUGCGGGAAAUAUUUGGUCUAGGAUUGGAUAUACAGCAUUUUGAUUGGGUCUAAAAGUGUUGGUAGCGACAUGGCAAAGAAGGAUAUGUUCCCUGAUGCUUAUUCUGGUGGGUUUCCUCCCAACGAUGAUUCUGAAGGAUCUGGCUGUUCUGGACGUGAUGAUAUGGAUAUAUCUGGUUAUGAGGACUCAAGUGGACAUAGGAAAAAAUGGAUCAAAUUAAGCUCUGCAUUGCAUGAUGGUUUUGGUGUACCUGUACAUGUUGUUCCUUUGUCAAAGCUGUCAUCCACAGAGAAAAAGAGGUGGUUAGUUCGAUUGAGAACAGAACUUGAUCAGCUCAGGACAUUUCAGAAGAAAAUGGAUGUGGACAAGGCUCUUAUUGUCACAAUGUCAUCUUCCAAUGAUAUACUUAGCUCUAGCAAUAUCCAAGCAGCACGCCAAGCAAACAUGAAGAGAUCGUCUGGCCCUGGGAAAAGAAUUGACCAGCAAAGUCAGAAGGCACGGGGUUUUAAUCGUGGUCUUAUGGGUAGAUUUCAAUCUGUCAACGAGUCUACUGAAGCAGGGACUUUCAGCCCACUAUUGAAGAAACAGUGUGAGAACUUGUUAAAGAAAUUGAUGUCUCAUCAGCAUGGCUGGGUGUUCAAUAAACCUGUUGAUGUAGUUGCAUUGAAAAUACCAGACUACUUCAAUGUUAUUAAGAAUCCCAUGGAUUUAGGAACGAUAAAAGAAAAACUUGGUUCAGGGAAAUAUUCAAGUCCACUUGAAUUUCUUGCUGACGUCAGACUUACCUUCUCCAACGCCAUGACAUACAAUCCUCCAGGAAAUCAUGUUCAUCUCAUGGCGGAUGUUCUUAGUAAAUUUUUUGAGCUAAGAUGGAAGCCUAUUGAAAAGAAACUCCCUGUGAAUGGCUCUAAACAACAUUCAUUUCAUGAGGAGAUUGAUUUGGUUAAGCCAAUUCCUCCUUCAAAGAAGAGGAAAAUUGCCUCAAUACAACAAGAACUGUUGCCAGAGCCAGUUAAGUUGGUGAUGACCAAUGAAGAAAAGCAUAAUUUAAGUAGGGAGUUGGAAGCUCAUCUGGGUGAUUUGCCAGAUAAUAUCAUUGACUUUUUGAGGGAACACAGCUCAAAUGGGAAUGAAGCUGGAGAGGAUGAAAUAGAAAUUGAUAUUGAUGAUCUCAACGAUGAUACCUUGUUCAAAUUACGCAAGAUGUUGGAUGACCACAUGCGAGAACAACGGAAUCAUGCAAAAGCUGAACCUUGUGUUAUUGAGCUGCUACAUGAAUCAGGGCUUAGCAACUCAACUAUGCAACUAUAUAGAGGGAAUGAUCCUGUGGACGAGGAUAUAGAUAUUGGUGGGAAUGAGCCCCCUGUUUCAAGCCAUACUCCAGUUGGAAAAGAAAGAGAAACAACCAAGAACAAUGACAUAGGGACGACAUCAAGAACUUCAAGUGAUACUAAUUCUAGAAAUGCUUCUGAAAAUGGACAAAACGAUGCUAAAGCUUCUAGUCCAUUAAAGGCAUCUCAGAACAAUAUUACUGGAGCAGAUUUGGAGGAGAAGGCAGGUACAAGCGAUCUAAUUGAUAAUCAGUCGGUCAGUGAGUUGGAUCAAGUGGAACACAUGUCCCAGCAGAAGCCGAACUCGGUUGAGUCAGAUAGCCAGAAGGAUGAUGGGGAUAGUGCUCCAAAUUCAAUGCUGGUUUCACCUGGGAAGUUGUAUCGGGCUGCUCUUUUGAAAAACCGAUUUGCCGAUACGAUUUUUAAGGCUCGAGAGAAGACACUCAACCAGGUUGAAAAGGGGGACCCUGAGAAGCUGCGCCGUGAGAAGGAGGAACUAGAAAAUCAGAAGAGGAAAGAAAAAGCUCGAUUGCAAGCAGCAGCAGAGGCGGCAGAAAAUGCUCGAAGGCAAGCUGAAGCAGAAGCUGCAUUGGAAACAAAGAGGAAGAGAGACCUCGAGAGGGAAGCCGCUCGGCAGGCAUUAUUGAAGAUGGAAAAGACGGUUGAAAUCGACGAGACUUCGCGGUUCAUUGAGGACUUGGAAAUGCUGAGGACCGUGAAUCCCGAGCAGUUGCCGAUGUCAGUAGACGAGACGAGCCCCGAUCACGAGUCACUGGAAGCGUUGGGCAGUUUCAAGUUCGGGGCCAGCAAUCCAUUGGAACAACUCGGGUUAUACAUCAAACGGGAUGAACACGAAGAGGACGACGGUGAGCUCGAGCCGUCUAGCGUCGUGCCGAGUGGGAUAAAUAUUGAUGUGGAAGAAGGAGAAAUCGAUUAAUCGAUGGUUGAAGUGGAUGAUAAUAUUUCUAAUAUGAACUAUUUAGUUAUAUGGUGUUAGAAUGUUAGCAUACGAUCCUUUAUGUAUAGAAUGGUUUCUGGCUAGUUAGCCUUCUUUGGAAAUUGGAAGUGGGAAAAAACCAAAAAAAGUGAAGAGAAAAUUAAAUGGUAAAAAAAUUUAUGAAAAAAAAAGAGAGAAGGAAUUUAUAGAAUUAUUUCAGGUGUGGAAGGCUUUGAUUUCAGCAAUACUUUUGUACCAUGUGAAUGUUUUAUUAUACAUUUUGCAAAAUGGGUGAUUUCAGUUCAGACU